Messenger RNA from Nomia melanderi (Alkali bee), 9586 nucleotides. The record is from RefSeq and is a predicted model, not a curated record. NCBI's taxonomy places the organism in Eukaryota, Metazoa, Arthropoda, Insecta, Hymenoptera, Halictidae.
CUUACCUGUGUAUCGCCUAUAUUAAUCUUACCUUUUAUCAUAGCCAAUGUCACUUUUCCAGGGCUGUGCUUGCUGCUCAUGAUUGUGAAAUAUUUAUUUUGACGAACAAUCGAUGCGUGAAUAUUCUUGGAAUGUACACUUUAUCGACAAAUCUUGAAUCGCACGCAUCACGUAAUCUUCUGCGUUAACUUCCUCCGAAUUAUUACAACUAUCUAUCCAUGGUUCAUUUGUUGUCCAAGAUUACGAGUGACAACGUUCGGACAAACAUUACCUCCCGUGAUCGAAGUAUAACCUUCAUGUCGUAUCUUCAUGCGUGUCCAACUGUACCGGCGACAAUGAACAUAAGUACUACGUUAAUACAACCUUCGUAAAAACGGUAUUGUUUCUCUACUUCUGCGUGCUAAAAUGCUAACGAUGAACGCUUUUUCUCCAAUUCGCAUGAAUUGUCAAAACCGCGACUUGACGUAAUAGCGAAAAAGGUCGACUCAUUUCUUAUUGAAAUACCUAUGUAGGUGCAUACAUUUUUUACAUUACAUUAUUACGCAUAAGUACGUAGAUACUUGCGUACUCUCGAGUAAGUACUUACUUGAAUUUACAUCGUGAAAACUGACUCGAUUACAGUGUACAUGGAUGUGCCGCCUUAAAGUUCAAUUUAAAACUAUUUAUAUAUCCUCCGCUUCUGUCGCUCCUCGUCAACAUCAAGUGUUUACGUAUUUCGCAACACGGAAAUAUAAGGCCGAAUAAAGUGCAAACGUAUGUUUGUGUAUAGUGUUUUUUAAACAAUUCUUCUCGAAAAGAGAAGAUUUUCGGUGAAAUUGUUCAUGUAAAAAUGUGAACCGAAGGAAGGAAAGGUCAGCAUCGAUGUAUCGCUGCGAUCGUACGCGGUAUGACAGUUUGCAGACAAACGAAUAAACGUCGUAUGCACACCACGUACCUACUUAUUCAUGUAACAUUUCUAUCCCGUUUACAAUGUCUCUCUGGAUAUUUUUUUUGUAUACGAAUAGAUGAUGCACUGUCGCGCGCGAACAUACUUGAGCCACGUGUCCAUGACGUUAUCGUUGUCCUUUGAAUUCAUGCGCGAUAUUGUUCGAACACCUUCAGGGAAUAAUGCGCAUGAUACGUGCGUGAGAAAGUGCAAUGUUGUUAUGAAAGACACGUACCAUGUGACGUAUCAUUUUCCGAUGAUUAUCAUCUUCUUUCGUUACUGUGACGAAUAAUGACAAUGACAGUGAAACAGGAAACGAUACGUUCCUCCAAUUUGUGGAAUAAAUAUUAUGAAAAGAACAAUUAUUUAACGCCAAUCAGCGUGUCGCAAUCUCGCUAAAUAUCACGGAAGCAACAAUGGAUAUAAGAGAAAAGAUUUCUUUCAACUAUAUCACGUUAUUCUAUUUAUGGACUUAAUUUGACAGAGGUUUUAUAGAAGGCACCAAAGGAUUGUUGGGAAAGCGAUUUCCAACGAAAUGAGAAUUCGAUGCAUUAAAUGUUGCACAAAAGGUGACAAGCUUUUGCAAUUCUUUUGUUCUACAAAUGAAAUUUCUUUCAUUCUCCAAGGAGAAUAGAAUUUUGUCCAACCAAGAACCUACCGGUAAACUGUUUUACGAACGAUGCGACUCAUACCUUUUGCACUGUUUCUCUUUAUCAUUGAAACGCUUUUCUUUAUUACCGAUUCGAUGGAACGAUCCGACGAGUCUGAUUGUUUGGAAUCCUUUAAGCAAGAGAGAAAUACAGAACUGGUGCCAGAAGAGGAUGAACCACUUUUGAUAUUUUCCACAUUGGACGGUUUUCUUGUAGGUGUAGAGCAACGAUCGGGACAUAUACUUUGGCGACAGAGCGACGAGCCGAUCGUCAAAGUACCAAUCGAUAUCUCAAGAGCUUCCACCACACCAAUGUUUUUACCGGAUCCAAAAGACGGCUCCUUGUACAUAUUCGGUGCAGAAACUGAAGCUUUGAAGAAAUUACCAUUCACUAUUCCUCAGCUUGUAGCGAAUAGUCCUUGUCGUAGCAGCGACGGAAUAUUAUAUACGGGUAGAAAGGUAGACACGUGGUUCAGCGUCGAUCCUCGAACCGGACAAAGGGAGCAGCUGCUAGGAUUCGACAAAGUUAAAAACACAUGUCCUGUAGAGAUGCAGGAUAGUGUGUUCGUGGGGCGUACAGAAUACAAUAUUAUAAUGGUGGACAGCAAACGAAAAAACAGAAAAUGGAAUGUCACGUUCUACGACUACUCUGCCGCAAAGAUGGAACCCGAGGGAACAGAGAAUUAUGAUUUAGUUCAUUUUACAACAAGUUCGACUGGACGUAUCGUCACCGUGGAUAGAAGAUUGGGAAUUGUUCUUUGGGAAUUGGAUGUACAAAGUCCGGUAAUAGCGCUAUACAUAGUGAGAAAAGAUGGUUUGCUCACAGUUCCUUUUACCAGUGUCGCGGAUGGUACAUUGGACCUUCUGUUGAAACGUUUUGCAAGCAAACCAAGCGACAUUCAGUUGUUUCCAACAUUGUACAUUGGCCAACAUAGACACGGACUGUAUGCUCUGCCAUCGUUCGUCGACUCAACAACAGCCACGAUAUCGAGUAAUAUUGGACAGUUGUUGUUAGAGGGUCCGUUGCCGGUUUCGCAGUCUGGAAAGGUUAACAAUACCGUUCCAGUAUCGACUGGAAAUCAUACCUACGUGGACAGCAAUACCGAGAGUGUCGUCCAGACAGAAUAUCAAACAGUUAUCGCGCUAGGACAUUACGAGAUACCAGCAGAAUACGAGUUGCAAGAUCAACACCCUCUUCAGAUUACCGGUCGAUCCGAUCCUGUGAUCGAAACGUUACCGUCCUCCGCAGGAUACCCGAAUUCAACCAAAGAGUCGUUACUGUCGUUUGACUUUCAUACCGACGGUGGAUCCAGCGAAAGCGAAAGUGACACGCGUUGGCACGAAAUCGUACGGCACGCGUACAUUGCGAUAAGAAGCUGGUUUUAUCAGCAAGAGAAUAAAGGUCUAAAAUUGGCAUUGAUCGUGUUGCUGGGAUGCGUUUUGGCAAUGUUUUGCUACCUAAACGCACGAUUUAAAGAGUUCCAACAACUCUCACAGGGCUCUCGAGAAAGCAGUCGCACGAGCAACGAUUACUACCAUGGGAUACGAUCGAAUGCGCUCGCGGUACCGGAAGACAUGGGCGAAGGAGUGGUAAAAGUUGGGAAGAUUACAUUCGAUACCGGUCAAGUGUUGGGUAAAGGAUGCGAGGGAACUUUUGUGUACAGGGGGGAAUUUGAUGGCCGUUCCGUAGCGGUGAAACGUUUAUUACCGGACUGUUUUACAUUCGCUGACCGCGAAGUAGCACUGCUCCGGGAAUCGGACGCGCACGCAAACGUUGUACGGUACUUUUGUACCGAGCAAGAUCGAAUGUUUCGAUACAUUGCGUUGGAGUUGGCCGAGGCAACUUUGCAAGAUUACGUCGCGGGACUGUACGACAGAGGAAAGAUAUCCGCGAAAAGCAUUCUACGACAGGCCACGUCCGGAUUAGCUCACCUGCAUUGCCUCGACAUCGUACACAGGGACAUCAAACCGCACAACGUACUGUUGUCCGCACCGGGGCCACGGGGAGAAGUUCGAGCGAUGAUAUCCGAUUUUGGAUUGUGCAAGAAACUCCAACUGGGCCGUGUAUCUUUCUCGCGUAGAUCCGGUAUAACCGGCACCGACGGUUGGAUAGCGCCAGAAAUAUUAAACGGAAACAGAACGACGUGUGCCGUAGACAUCUUUUCUCUUGGCUGUGUAUUCUAUUACGUCCUCUCCGGUGGGAAACAUCCGUUCGGAGAUUCGUUGCGACGACAAGCCAAUAUUCUGUGCGGCGAGAGCGACUUGACAGCCCUUCGCGAAGAAAUUUCCGAAAGCGACAAGGAACUUGCGUUGGUACUGAUAAAGGCUAUGAUCGCCAACGACCCGUCGGAACGACCUCCGGUAACGGCUAUCCACGAACAUCCCAUAUUUUGGGAACCCUCGCGGAUACUCGCAUUCUUUCAGGAUGUAAGCGAUCGAGUGGAAAAGGAACAGAGCGACAGUGCAGCUUUGAUCGCAUUAGAAACCGACAAUCUCCGAAUCGUACACGGCGAUUGGAGAUUAUUCAUCGACGUGGAAGUUGCAGCCGAUCUUCGAAGAUAUAGAAGCUACCGCGGAGACAGUGUUCGAGAUCUUUUGAGAGCGUUGAGAAACAAGAAACAUCACUACAGAGAAUUGAGCCUGGCCGCUCAGGAAAACCUCGGAGAUGUUCCGGACAAAUUCACCGACUAUUGGCUUUCCAGAUUCCCCUGUUUGCUGCUGCACGUGUGGUGUGCCAUGCAAGCGUUUCGCGACGAGCCAACUUUUCGAGACUACUAUCACAUCGAUUACAAGUUUGCGAAUCAUAUUCAUAACGUAGAAUCUGCUGGAGACACGAAAACCCAGCCGUAUCUUACGAGUCAUGCGAUACCAACUACUACUCCUUGGAGGGUACGGGGCGAUAACAUCGAUUGGAGUCCAAACAGAACAAGAUAUCGCGGACACCGAAGGAAACAGGAGAAGAAGAAAAUGGAAAUACCACUCGUUUGGACUGUACCGUCGUCGUCGAGUUAACGAGUUAUUCGUCGUUCCCCUUUUUCUUUCUUUCUAAUUUCUUUUCCCUAUUUUUCUUCUCAUUUCGGACUGACUUUUCUCUUGUUCGGAGAGAAAAACAACACACAUGGUACGAAACGUGAUCGGAACAUGGAAACUCGACCGCGAAUUUCGACCGCGAAUUUCGACCGCGAAUUUCGAGUGGAGAUAGUCCUAAACGCGAUGCGGGAAAUUCAGAAUACUUGUAAAUAAUAAGCUAAAGUGAUUAGGAAUAUUUGUGAAAUAUCGCAUUUUACUAUAAAUAUACAGGCGCAAUAAAUCGGAACGUUGAUACUCUUCUAAGUACGAUUUCGCCCAAAGAUCACUUGGUCGUGCGCGUCUACGCGUACAUCUGUAGACAUCGGGAGUGUGCUACGAACCUACUUAGAAGGAAAAGAAAUGAUUCGCGGUAACAUAGUUUCAUCAGGUACAAGAGACACGGUGAUUAAGCGAAAACUUGCCGAUACAACGGUCCCGAAUAACGUAUCCUUUGGAGCACGCACGCGUUACUCUCCUAUUCGCAAUCGUUUCACGUUUCGUUAUGAUUCCAUGUUAUAUUCCGGGAGCACACGAAGGUCUGGACUAGACGAAAACGAGGAAGAAUAGCUGCGGCGGAUAAUAUGAUACACGCAUACAUACAACACGGGGAAAUACUGUUAGUGCUAAGUACGGUUUUUACACGGAACGAACGGUUACUCUCUUCCGAGGAUUGUUUCGUUUACUCGAGGCCGCACACAGAGACACGAUUGCGCGUGACGCGUGGCAAGGAAGAGCGCCGAGGAAGCCGUUCCAUCGUAAAGGUAGAAAUUUCCAUUGAAUUUACAUUAUAUUCGCGCGUCUCCUUUAACGAAGGGUAUUCUCCAAUUUUUCGUCCAUUUCAUUUCGAACUUUUGCUCGUUCCCCUUCCCUUCCCUUUCCUUUCUGAGGAAUUCAGGGUCAUUCCAGUACUGAACCUCGCCGCUCGCGUACAGCACGAAAAUAAUAUUUGUCAGGAUAAACACGACAAGGACGAUCCAAAAGACGAGUCUCCAUUCGUGGUAGGUGUCGUUCGGAGCCAACAGGGCGACGAUGUGCGGCGUGAGGAUACCGGUGAAAGCGCCUAUUCCAUUCACGAGAGCCAUCAAUGUGCCAGAGUAAUUGGGACUGAGAUCGAGCGCGUUAACCUUCAUUCCUGGAUAAAAGGUGCCUGGAAAAUGGAAAAAGAACGAGAGCAGUGCGCCGGGCCGAUCGAUCAACAGUGUCGAGGAGGCGAUCACAAGACCGGGGAGAAAAGAAAGAUCGUCUGUACAUACCCAUCAGAGUGGUGCCGAGGGUGAACAUUACGACGACGACUGUUCUGUCGCAUUCCGCGUAGGAGGCGGCGAUGAUAAACACUCCGGGGCCGAGCGAUGCGAUCGUGGUGCCCAGUUUGCGUACGUUGGUACGCGACAUCACGCCGUUCGUGAUCAUCCAAUCGGCUAGACAAGACGUGAUUACGCUGCAAAUCCACAUUGUGAGAUAGGGCAAGGCGGAGAGCAGCCCGUUGCUCUUGAUCGAGUAUUUGAGCACACUGCUCAUGUACUUGGGAAGAUCGUUGACCAAAGUGAAGAAACCCCAGUCGUGGCCAACCUGGGCUGCUAUCAAUGCCCAAAGUGGUACGGAUCGGAUAAUGUGCCUCCAUGGGACCGACGGUGGCUUUUUAUGCGUAUGCGCGUGCAUUUUCUCGCUCAAAAAGUUCUUCUCCUUCUGGGAGAUGAACGGAUGCGUGUCCGGAUUAUUGUAGCACGUUACCAGCCAUAUCAGAAACCAGAGUACUCCGAUGCUACCGAACACGUAAAACACAGCUGGCCAGCCCAUCGGUGAGUAGUAAAGAAUCAGUCCGGACAAUGAGUUCGCGAUUACCGUACCGAGCUGAGCACCCGCGAAUACCAACGAGCCGAUCACGGAUCUUUCUUCCGGCGGUGUCCACUGCGCGAGCAUCGCGUUCAAUGCCGGAAAAGUGGUACCCUCGCACAGACCCAUUAGUACGCGAAGAACAAUUAGACCCGUUGCUUCUCCAUACUCUACCACCACCGGCGUGAGCAGCGUGAACAAGGCGGUCGCCAGAAUUCCUAGGCCGAGGGCGUGUUUCCCACCGAAUUUCUCGGACAGCAUGCCACCCGGUAUAUGCGUGAUCACGUAUCCCCAGUAGAACGAUGACAAUAUCGUGCCCUGGCCAAACGAAACAUAAAGACUAAUCAAAUUCGAAACUAGCAACCUCUCGUCGACGCGUCGAAUGCCGCGCCGCGGUAUUAAACUACGGCAAUCCGAUUUGGUUGGCAUUCAGCGUGUCAACGGAAACAUUCCACGGGGUGGGGACGCGCGAAAUGUUGCUUUACCUGGGUCACAGCGUCCCAGUCGUAGAGCUUCGCAUCGGACGGGAUUGUUCGGUUGGGAUGCGAUCGCUCGUCGUCAAACUUAUCGCACGUGUGAUCAGCAGAUUCGUGCGCUGCAUCCGCCGGUUGCACCAUCUCGGUGAUCGUGAUCGAGAGGCAAACUCUCAUCGCGUAAGCGUUCAACAACGCCAAAAAUCCCAUUAUCGCAAACACCCAUCGUUGCGGUAUCCUAUUGCCUAGGUGAGAAACGGGUAUGCCGUUUAUUGGUAAUUGUAUCGACGAGUAGAGGCCCGUGCGCCAGGCAUCGCGCAACCCCGCCACCACUUGUAUCGCGGACGCAAAGAAGAAAGCCCGAGGUCAACGGCGCGGAAGGAAUGACGAUUAGCAGAGCCUUUCCCUAUUGGCAGCUGUCUAACGAACCGUACGCGAACCUAUCUAGGUAAAGGUCAGAUUCCUUGCACGUAACAGUGUGACUCGGGUGCAACGUGAUUUCGAUUUUGACUUUGAUUUUGAUUUCGACUCGGAUUUCGGCUCGCGUCCUCCGGAAAGGUAAACUCUCGAGCGAUAGAGUUCUCGGUACCGCGCGCACUAGACCGAACCCGAUCGAUUCGCGAUCCGAUCGCGAGCUAGGAAAACAGAGCUGGUCAAAGAAGACAAAUUUUGGUAACGAUCCUUGAGACGUAAAGGUCGCGUGUAUCGGAUAAGACCUCGAAAUGAUAAUUCGUGACGCGAAUGUAAAUAGUUAUCGAGGAACGGGGGACAGCCGAACGAAACGUGUGUUUCGUAAACGUCGAGCGCGGCUCACGGAGGCGCGCAAAACAUGCAUCCGAAACUUUGUUUCGAACACAACGAUAAUCGUGGUGUCGACUCGCGGGAUGCGCUUGGACUCGAAUCGGAUCAACUUCUAUCGGACACUGGAACGACCGUGGGAGCUAAAGUUUUCUAGCGGUAAACGAAACGGUCGAGCGACUCGAAAUCUGUGUUACUCGACUAGGUCGAAUCGCCGGAUAAAGGGGUCAUGUUGCAAACAGGGAAAACGAAGAAGAAACGAGAACCAGCGAGAAUAAAGGAGGAAAAGGACGAGGAAUGGAGAGGAAUAAAAAGGAAAAAGGAAAAGUUGAACGCACGGUGAAAAUAUGUGCGACACGAUAUGUCAUUGCUGCAAACUUAUCACACUUGUCGUUUCAUCGCAUAACACUUAAAUUUCAACUCCUCUAAGAAAUUAGGUUGAAGGUACGCGGCGUUCGAGUGGGACGAGCAUCGAUAUUCUCAUCCAUUAUCAUGGGACACGAGUGCGCGGCGGCUCUCGUCUUAAGGGAUUCAGAGAUCCUACUAUAGAAACCGAUUAAACGAUUAAACGAUUAAACGAUUAAACGAUUCAACGAUUAAACGACUUCGACGGUGGAAACUGCUCGUAUCGAAAAAGAGAGAGAACCCACGGAACGGACGUUCGAGGCGGGGACACGUGCAUCUUCCCUCCGGCUAUUCGAUCGUAUCACCGGCAAUUUAGUGAACGCAUACGUUUUUCACGUCUCUCGAACAAGCACCGGUAUGACACGCAGCAUCAGCAAGUUUAUCUUAUCUAUAGACGAUGUACGGGAAACCCAAAGAGGAGAAACCAAAAAUUGUUCGAAGAAAAUACUUUGGUUCGAUUGAACUGAUUACAUCGGCAGGCGGCCGAGUCGUUGAUUCGUUGCAAAGAUAAGGAGAAACUGAUGUUUAACUUGCGCCGAUAUUCAUAGGUACUCGGAGACAGUCUUAAUUCUUAUAAUCUUGGCUUACGGCUCGAGGCUCGAGGCUCGCGGCUUACGAUUACGAGCCACGAGUUGUUGCUUCUCCUCCUUUCAACGAAUCGCGUUCGUCUCGCAGCUGCAACGAUAACGUUCCCCAAAGAUCCCAUCGGUACUAUUUUUCGCGUUUCGAUGAUAUUUUAUAUUCAAUUUUCGUCGCGUCGGCGAGAAACGGCGAGAAACGGCGAGAAACGGCGAGGGACAACUCGAAAACAUUGAAACUCUCCGCUGGCGAGCAACGCGCGUACCGUUCCGAUAACGGUCAGAUUAUUGAAAAGAAUAAAGAUCGAGAGUAGCAGCAGAUGUUCCCGGCCUCGUUCUACUCGGACCGUUUACACAGUAUUUUUCUGUCAUAAAAUUGAAAGAUAUCGAAUCUUGUUUUUCACGAUUCAUCGACACCACGGCCACGAUUAUGAUGGUCUAGUCGAGUAUACCUAGUACGGUAUGGACAGAAAUAAAUGAUAUUAUUCAAAUUACGAAAGCCGUGAACUUGGGAAACUCGAAGCCGGUGUGUGAUACGUAUCGGUGCAUGAUUUAAGUUCCGUCAUUAUUUACAAUGCAAACAACCAUCGAGGGACGGCCUCGAUCCGAACGCGAUGGGAAUAUUAAUUUUUCACAGUACAUCUCGCAUUCGCGUUUCCGUUAAUUCGUUGCUCGCGUCGAUGCUUUUAUUUUUUCAUAAUCGACAAGCCCGACUGUAGGGCGCCGCAGUGCGUGGAAGAAUCGUGUUGGUUCGAUCACCUAUUAAAAACAUUGCAAUCGCAAUCGCAAUCGCAAUCCUAAUCGCAAUCCUAAUCGCAAUCCUAAUCGCAAUCCUAAUCCCAUCGAGUCGCGUUUC